Molecule: messenger RNA, 2628 nt
Organism: Octodon degus (degu)
Lineage: Eukaryota; Metazoa; Chordata; Mammalia; Rodentia; Octodontidae
Gene: Nol10
Product: nucleolar protein 10
Exons: 21
Coding region: 89-2155 (688 amino acids)
Biological process (GO): maturation of SSU-rRNA from tricistronic rRNA transcript (SSU-rRNA, 5.8S rRNA, LSU-rRNA)
Cellular component (GO): 90S preribosome; nucleolus; small-subunit processome
Molecular function (GO): protein binding
Source: RefSeq, a predicted model, not a curated record
GCGAGCGUGCCCCGGCGUUGGAUCCUCGGUAGCCCGUGUGAGAGAGGAGCUGCUGUUGCGAGCCGGGUCGCUUCUUCUCUGCGCAACCAUGCAGGUCUCCAGCCUCAACGAGGUGAAGAUUUACAGUCUCAGCUGCGGCAAGUCCCUUCCUGAGUGGCUUUCAGACAGGAAAAAGAGAGCAUUGCAGAAGAAAGAUGUUGAUGUCCGAAGGAGGAUUGAGCUCAUUCAAGACUUCGAAAUGCCAACUGUCUGCACCACAAUCAAGGUGUCCAAAGAUGGGCAGUACAUCCUUGCCACGGGAACAUAUAAGCCUCGAGUUCGCUGUUACGACACCUACCAGUUAUCCUUGAAGUUUGAAAGGUGUUUAGAUUCAGAAGUUGUCACCUUUGAAAUUUUAUCUGAUGAUUAUUCAAAGAUUGUGUUCUUGCAUAAUGAUCGGUACAUUGAAUUCCACUCACAAUCGGGCUUUUAUUAUAAAACCAGAAUACCCAAAUUUGGAAGGGAUUUCUCCUACCACUACCCAUCCUGUGACCUGUACUUCGUUGGUGCAAGCUCUGAAGUUUACAGACUCAACCUGGAACAAGGACGCUACCUGAACCCCCUGCAGACGGACGCCGCGGAGAAUAAUGUCUGCGACAUAAACCCUGUGCAUGGCUUGUUUGCCACAGGAACAGUCGAGGGUCGAGUGGAGUGCUGGGACCCACGAACCCGGAGCAGAGUCGGUUUGCUAGACUGCGCGUUAAGCAGCGUUACAGCUGAUUCAGAGGUCAGCAGCCUGCCAACCAUCUCUGCCCUGAAAUUCAAUGGUGGCCUGGCCAUGGCGGUGGGCACAUCCACAGGGCAGGUUUUGUUAUAUGAUCUUCGAUCCAAUAAACCAUUGCUAGUUAAGGAUCACUAUUACGGGCUACCCAUUAAGUCUGUCCACUUCCAGGAUGCUUUAGAUUUGAUUUUGUCUGCAGACUCUCGCAUUGUCAAAAUGUGGAAUAAGAAUUCAGGGAAAAUAUUUACCUCUUUGGAGCCAGAGCACGACCUCAAUGAUGUUUGCCUCUACCCAGGCUCAGGAAUGCUCCUCACUGCCAAUGAGGCCCCCAAGAUGGGCAUCUAUUACGUCCCGGUGCUAGGCCCCGCGCCCCGCUGGUGCUCUUUCCUGGACAACCUGACAGAAGAAUUAGAAGAAAAUCCAGAGAGCACAGUGUAUGACGAUUACAAAUUUGUCACCAAGAAGGACCUUGAAAAUUUAGGGCUUACACACCUCAUCGGCUCACCCUUCCUGCGGGCCUACAUGCAUGGGUUUUUCAUGGACAUCAGGCUCUAUCACAAGGUCAAACUGAUGGUCAACCCAUUUGCCUAUGAAGAGUACAGGAGAGAUAAAAUUCGGCAGAAGAUAGAAGAGACACGUGCGCAGCGGGUCCAGUUAAAGAAAUUGCCAAAAGUUAACAAGGAACUGGCUCUCAAAUUAAUGGAGGAAGAAGAAGAGAAACAAAGGUCGGCAUGGAAAAAGAAAGCAAAGAGCCUUCCUAAUAUUCUCACUGAUGAUCGAUUUAAAGUUAUGUUUGAGAACCCUGACUUCCAAGUAGAUGAAGAAAGUGAAGAAUUCAGACUUUUGAAUCCACUUGUUUCAAAAAUCAGUGAAAAAAGGAAAAAGAAAUUGCAACUCUUAGAACAACAAGAACUUCCUGAAAAAGAAGAGGAGGAAGAGCCGGAAGGCAGGCCGAGCGACGCAGAGAGCUCGGCCAGCUCCGACGAUGAGAAGGCCUGGGUGGCUGAGGUCCGCAAGCAGCGGAGGCUGCUGCAGCAGGAGGAGCGGGCACGGCGGCAGGAACAGCGGCGGGAGGACCAGCAGGCCGUCCUGAAGCCCCAGUUCUAUGAGAUCAAGGCAGGGGAGGAGUUCCGCAGCUUCCAGGAGUCAGCUGCCAAGCAAAAGCUGAUGAACAAAACCCUUGAGGAUCGGUUGAAACUGGAAGCCAAACAUGGAACAUUGAGUGUGGCUGACACCAGCGUGGGCAGCAAGCAGCUGACAUUCACUCUGAAGAAGUCUGAGCAACAGAAACAGAGGCAGGAAGCUGAGAAGCGGCACCGGCUAGAGAGGUGGCAGCUGCGUCGUUCUGCCGGCCACCUGCGCUCCCGGCGUGGCCGAGGCCGCCCAUUCCCCUGAGCAGACGGAUGGAUGGACGGAGGACUGAAGGCAGAUGGACACAUGGGCAGGUGCUUGCUGGGCACCAGUGCCCAGCACCUUCUCCAUGCUGUCACCUGCUGCUGUUUCAGUAAUGCACAAAAGUCACUGAGCUGAAGGCUCAUCCCACACCAGGGACACACUUGUACUCUGACCCUUCUUGUGGUACCUGCUACUGUCCCCACAGAGCUGCCGGGGACACCUGCCACUCCAGGUUCCCACCCAGGAUGCUGGGGCAUCGUCUCGGGCUCACUUGCCCCUUAUUUUGGGGUGUUCUAGAACUAUUCUUAUACCAGCCGUGCAAAUUAAUGGUUAUAGCAGUAAAAGAGAAGUGGGAGCGACAGCUUAUUCCUUCCACUUGGCAGGAGAUUAAAUAGGCUUUUUCAGUGGAGGUGCAAUUAGAGAGAAACUCGCUGGCGGAGACGUUCAUAAAAUAAAUACUUUCAUUUCAACGA